Molecule: messenger RNA, 650 nt
Organism: Amphimedon queenslandica
Lineage: Eukaryota; Metazoa; Porifera; Demospongiae; Haplosclerida; Niphatidae
Product: deoxyribodipyrimidine photo-lyase-like
Exons: 3
Biological process (GO): photoreactive repair
Molecular function (GO): deoxyribodipyrimidine photo-lyase activity
Source: RefSeq, a predicted model, not a curated record
GAAUUACUGAAACUUAAGAUACCAUUUCAUUUACUACUUGGUAAAGCCCAAUCCUGUCUUCCUCCAUUCAUUGCUAAGGAAAGUGUCUCAGUUGUUGUGUGUGACUUCUCUCCAUUGAGAGUUCCUCUUGGAUGGGUAAAGGAAACUGGGGCUGAACUGGAUAAAAUUAAAGUACCAUUAGUCCAGGUGGAUGCACACAACAUAGUGCCAGUAUGGCUGGCAUCUGAUAAACAGGAAUAUGCUGCUAGGACCAUCCGUAAUAAAAUACACAAGUUUCUGCCAGAAUUCCUAACAGAGUUCCCUCCUGUUACUGUCCAUACUCAUAACUCUAAGCUAACAAUGAAAUCAACUAAUUGGAUUAAAGCAAAGGAGAGCCUUGAAAUUGAUAUGACAGUCAGUGAAGUCUCAUGGGUUACUCCUGGGACAUGUAAUACAUGUAAUACAUGUAAUCAAAAACAACAUUAGAUCUACAUAUAUCCAUAUUAAAGGGGAGGAGUACUAUACUCUACCCAUUAAUCUUAAGGUGGCAAAAUGCAUGCAAUCAUAUGCAUCAUUUUCACAAAAUUCAGAUUCUUAUCAAUACAUGUAAUCAAAAACAACAUUAGAUCUGCAUUAAUUUAUUUAACUUCAUUCUGUUCCAGUGUCAACAC